Molecule: messenger RNA, 1130 nt
Organism: Nyctereutes procyonoides (raccoon dog)
Lineage: Eukaryota; Metazoa; Chordata; Mammalia; Carnivora; Canidae
Gene: NUDT3
Product: nudix hydrolase 3
Exons: 5
Coding region: 202-720 (172 amino acids)
Biological process (GO): diphosphoinositol polyphosphate metabolic process; diadenosine pentaphosphate catabolic process; diadenosine hexaphosphate catabolic process
Cellular component (GO): cytoplasm; nucleus
Molecular function (GO): diphosphoinositol-polyphosphate diphosphatase activity; endopolyphosphatase activity; bis(5'-adenosyl)-hexaphosphatase activity
Source: RefSeq, a predicted model, not a curated record
GACGGCGGCGGCGGCGCGGGGCCUGGGCCGGGGGGCAUGAGGCAGCCGUGGCGGGCCAGCGGCCGAGCCGUGUAGCGGAGAAGCGGCUCCCCCUCCCUGCUUCCUCGGCCGAGCCGGGGACGCGCGCGCGCCGCCGUCCGGAGCGGGCUCCCCACCCUCGACUCCCGCGACCCGCAGCGCACCCCCACCCGGGCCCGGAGGAUGAUGAAGCUCAAGUCGAACCAGACCCGCACCUAUGACGGCGACGGCUACAAGAAGCGGGCCGCGUGCCUGUGCUUCCGUAGCGAGAGCGAGGAGGAGGUGCUGCUUGUGAGCAGUAGUCGCCAUCCAGACCGAUGGAUUGUUCCUGGGGGAGGCAUGGAGCCUGAGGAGGAGCCAAGCGUGGCAGCAGUCCGUGAAGUCUGUGAGGAGGCUGGAGUAAAAGGGACAUUGGGAAGAUUAGUUGGAAUUUUUGAGAACCAGGAGAGGAAGCACAGAACGUAUGUCUAUGUGCUCAUUGUCACAGAAGUGCUGGAAGACUGGGAAGAUUCAGUUAACAUUGGAAGGAAGAGGGAAUGGUUUAAAAUAGAAGAUGCCAUAAAAGUGCUGCAGUAUCACAAACCAGUGCAGGCGUCGUAUUUUGAAACAUUGAGGCAAGGCUACUCAGCCAACAAUGGCACCCCGGUCGUGGCCACCACGUACUCGGUUUCUUCCCAGAGCUCCAUGCCAGGCAUCAGAUGACUGAAGACUUCGCGUAAGAGGAAUGGAAAUUGGAAACUAGACUGGAGUGCAGAUCUUCCCUCCCUUGCUCUUUUCACCUCUCCUCACAGGCCUCCUCUCCAAAUAAGGCAUGAUGGGCAGCAGAGAAAGGGGUUCUUGAUGGUGUUGCUGUUUGGUGUUAAGUGGGCUUUUUCUUCUCUUUUUAUGGAGGGGGUGGGGGGUGGGUAUGUAAUUUGUAAGUACUUUUGUGCAUGAUUGCUCCCUUCCUUUUCACACCCCUACAAUUGUCUAAAGAGACAAACAGCCUUCCCUCUGCCUUGGAUUCUGAAGCGUUCCUGUUUGUCUCACCCCAGCCCUGGCCAGACAUUUUUUCUUUGAUUUUUAAUUUUUUUUAUUAAAAGAUACCAAUAUGAGAUGAAACCUUUCAAGAA